GCUCAGUCUUCUUCUUCCUCACCCUACGAGGCGUGCACGUCUCUGUGGCAGUGCCGGUCAGCAACCUCUGCAGCCUCCCACCCUCAUUUCCUCCCCUCAAUUACUACGUGCCUCUGUGCCUCAACCUCUCGGGUUCAGUCCUCUUCUUCCUCACCCUACGGGGCGUGCAUGUCUCUCUGUGGCAGUGCCAGUCAGCAACGGGGCCACGUUUGCCUUCAACGCAGCAGCAGGCUAUGCGUUUGGGGAGAAAAUACAGCCUGCGUUGGCGUUGGGGGGUGUGUCGUUGGCUGUACUUGGAAUUGCGUUGUGUGUAUAG
This is a messenger RNA of Closterium sp. Naga37s-1, 316 nucleotides long. Lineage: Eukaryota; Viridiplantae; Streptophyta; Zygnematophyceae; Desmidiales; Closteriaceae. The record is from the annotation of a GenBank genome assembly.